Molecule: messenger RNA, 878 nt
Organism: Myotis lucifugus (little brown bat)
Lineage: Eukaryota; Metazoa; Chordata; Mammalia; Chiroptera; Vespertilionidae
Gene: RANGRF
Product: RAN guanine nucleotide release factor
Exons: 6
Coding region: 171-731 (186 amino acids)
Biological process (GO): heart contraction; protein import into nucleus; regulation of membrane depolarization
Cellular component (GO): nucleus
Molecular function (GO): sodium channel regulator activity; transmembrane transporter binding; small GTPase binding
Source: RefSeq, a predicted model, not a curated record
GGUCUCACUCCCAGGCGGCCCCGCGGCCCCGCCCGCGCCCUCCGAGGGACCGGACUUCUGGGAGCGCCCCGCGGGCCUUGGCGGAGGCGCGGGCGCCCACUGGCCGGCGCGAUCGCAGGGGCGGGGCCGCAUCUUAAAGGGCCGGAGCGGAGGCAGCCCGUCCCUGGCCCAUGGAGCCCACGCAAGACUACCCACUGUUCGGGGGCGCCUUCUCCGCCACGCUCCCCCCCGGGGCCAUUGACGUGAGCGACCUCCGACCGGUCCCGGACAACCAGGAAGUUUUCUGCCACCGCGUGACGGACCAGAGCCUGAUCGUGGAGCUUCUGGAGCUGCAGGCCCACGUGCGGGGAGAGGAGGCCGCGCGGUACCACUUUGAGGACGUUGGUGGGGUGCAGGGCGCCAGGACUGUUCAAGUGGAGGCUGUGCAGCCCCUCCUCUUGGAGAACCUGGGCCUGAGGGGCUGCUGUGAAGAAGCCUGGGUCCUCUCGGGCAAGCAGCAGGUGGCUAAAGAGAACCAGCAGGUAGCGAAGGACGUGACCCUGCACCAGGCCUUGCUGAGGCUGACUCCGUACCAGACUGAUCUCCUGCUCACCUUCAAUCAGCCCCCCCCUGACAACAGGUCAUCUCUUGACCCUGAAAAUCUGUCACUUCCACCCUGGAGCCUGGGUGACUUCGAACAGCUGGUGACCAGUCUGACUCUCCAUGAUCCCAACAUCUUUGGUCCCCAGUAAAGAUGCUGAAAUGCUACAUGAUGCCGCUGAAGACUUGGGGACCCCAUUCUGCAAGGGGAACAAAGGGUGGGAUAUAUUCCCCAAAUUCCUUCCCUGUGGAUAAACAUAAGACACCUCUCUGCAGAAAUAAACUUGCUUUAUAACCAA